Messenger RNA from Notodromas monacha, 908 nucleotides. The record is from the annotation of a GenBank genome assembly. NCBI's taxonomy places the organism in Eukaryota, Metazoa, Arthropoda, Ostracoda, Podocopida, Cyprididae.
AUGCAGGAUCCGAACGCGGAUACUCAGUGGAAUGACGAACUUCGAAAGCAUGGGAUUCUUCCAAAAAAGGAAUGUGAAGUCACUGAAGAUGAUGUCGUGCGAAUGCUGGAAGCCACCGUUCUGGAAAAAACGAAAUCCGGUAAAUCGAAAGAUGAAAUGACCUUGGAUGAGCUGAAAGAAUUGGAGGAUGAAGAGGAUGAAAGAGUUUUUGAAGAAUAUCGAGCUAAGCGAAUUGCCGAGUUGAAGCUUCUUUCGGAAGCAAAUAAAUUCGGAGAGGUCCGAGAAAUCACGGGAAUCGAUUACACGCAAGAGGUCAAUGAUGCCGGUGAAGGAAUCUUCGUUGUACUGCAUUUAUACAAGCCUGGAAUCCCUCUUUGUACUUUGAUCAACAAUUACUUGACGAUUCUUGCGGCAAAAUUUAAGUCCACGAAGUUUUUGAAGUCUUUGUCGGAUUCAUGCAUACCCAACUUUCCGGAUAGUAAUUUGCCCACAAUAUUCAUAUACUUCGAGGGAGCUAUGAAGGACAAGUUUCUUGGUCCUGCGGCACUACGUGGCAUGAACAUUUCAAUUGACGAGUUGGAGUGGAUGCUUUCAAAAAGCGGUGCCGUGAAAUCUGACAUCAAAGAAGAUCCGAGGCCAAAAAUUGAUGACGUCCUGUUCUCUCAGUUACAACGAAAGCGUGAAGAUGAUAGUGAUGAAGAUUGAUAACAUACUCGUGUGUGUGCGGUGGUGCUUUUUUUUAUAUUAUAUUAAGAACUAAUUAUUUCAUCGUUGACUCAUCCGUGUGAGAAUUACUUGCAAUGUCCAUGAGUUUUUCGCUGUCCUUGGAAAGAUGGAAGUGUCCGUUUUUCUUUUGUUUUUGUUUGCUCAUUACCUGAUGGAACAAAGUGUACUUUUCCAAUCGGAAA